Momordica charantia (bitter melon) is the source of this 2449-nucleotide messenger RNA. Its product is annotated as sister chromatid cohesion 1 protein 3. Gene Ontology annotation, molecular function: chromatin binding; protein binding. Gene Ontology annotation, cellular component: cohesin complex. Lineage: Eukaryota; Viridiplantae; Streptophyta; Magnoliopsida; Cucurbitales; Cucurbitaceae. Gene Ontology annotation, biological process: replication-born double-strand break repair via sister chromatid exchange; sister chromatid cohesion. The record is from RefSeq and is a predicted model, not a curated record.
UUCAGCCAAACCCUAAAUUCCUUCACUUUCAGUUGUGAAAAUUUCUGGUUUGGAGAAAGAGAUAUGUUUUACUCGCAUACGCUAUUGGCUCGGAAAACGGCUUUGGGGACGGUGUGGUGUGCGGCACAUUUGCAGCACCGUCUCAACAAGAAGGACUAUGAGAAGACUAAAAUUCCUGUUGUUGUUGAUGCCAUCAUGUUUGGAGAGGUUCCCCUUGCAUUGCGAACAUCAAGCUACCUUCUGCUAGGUGUUGUACGAAUUUAUUCAAAGCAAAUUGAUUAUUUGAAACACGAUGUUGAUGUUUUGGUGAUGGAGUUACGAAAAAUGCAUUCUUCGCACUCUUCGACGAAACUUACUUUACCUGAGAAUGCUUACCAGGCACCUUUUCAUUCCAUCACCUUGCCAGAGACUUUCGAUCUUGAUGCCCUCGAAUUGGAUAGUGAUAUUUAUCGUGACGGGAUUCCAGAUAAUCAUCUUAGGAGUCAAGAAGAGAUCACUCUAGCAGAACAAGUUCCUGUUGGAAGAGAUGCUUAUGUGGCUAUAUCUUUUGAUGAGGAUAUCAUGAUAGAUUUAUCACAUCCUAUGGAGGCUCCUGAUUUGGGUUUCAAAUCAAUGGAAGAUGUCGGGCUCCCUCCACCUCCUAUGGAUAGCACUAUGAAUGUUGAAGACCUGAUUGGUGAGGAAGAUGUACUUAACAUGAGACCAAACGAGGAUAUCAUGCGACAAAGUGUUCCAGGACUUGAUGUUCCAGAUUCUAUGAAUGUUCAAGAUCAGGGCAUGCGUGAUGAUGAUAACUCUGUACAACAUGUACCAGAAAUUGAAGUUCUACGGGAGGCUGCCCCUGAUUUUAGUCCAAGAGACCUUCCUGUGGCACCUCCAGUUGACCGUGAAUACAUGGUUGAACCAAGUCGUCUUAUAGAUGAGAGUAUAAACCAAGAAAAUCUUUUACUGGUCAUGGAAGAUAAGGUGACUCUUCCAAGAACAUCAUUACCAUUUGAGGAAAGUGCAGGACCUCCAACUUCUGCAACUUCAAAAGAGGCACUUGAAAUGAUCGAUACACAUAUUUCAUUUGGACGGUAUCCCAUGGAACUUGUUCUUCAACCAACUGCUCAAGAGCCAAAGUCAAGAUCAAGGAAGAGAAAGCAUUUCUUUGACAAGUCAACCGUGUUGACUAACAAAUUUAUGAAAAAGGCUCUUGAAGAUUCAAGUGAUUUAUUGCGUGAGAGGAGGAACACUCCAAGCACUUCUUUGGAUGUUUGGAAGUUAAACAACAGCUUAAGAAAAGAUGAAGUUUUCUAUCAUCCUUCCCUAACUGGUUUAUGUCAUGAUCUUGGUGAUAUGUUUAACAUGGACUACAUUGCAACAAAAUGUUGUUCAACAUCCUUGGAGAAAGCUUCCGAGGAUCCUGGGAAUGUUAGAAACAUUGCUUCAACGGGCGAAACAAUUUUGUACCGAGCAGAUGCCCCAUCUCCAGCUCCAGAUGUUGCUUCCUCACCACAUACCAUAAUUCCACCCACCGUUGAUCCUGCUAGAAACAUUGCACUAGUAGGUGAGACUUUUUCACCCCUUGUAGUUGCCCCGUCUCCAGAUCAAGAAGCUGUUUCCUCACCACAUUUCGAAAUUCCACCCACUAUCAAUCCUGCUUCUGCGUCCUUUUCCGAAAUGGAAAUCGAACAUCUUCGUGAUGUUGAAGGCAAUCGUGGGGACGACACUUUGGCAGACUUAAUUGCCUCUCCGCCUAGGUCCAUGCCCUCUCCUAGGCUUUCUGAAGGAUUAGGUUCACCAUCAGCAGUUAUUGCAUCCACUAGAGUGCUGUCAACACCUGGAGUAAUAUCAACCGAACCUUCAAAAUCUGUGUUUGAAACUCCCAGGACAAUUGACGAGGUGGGCGGAGAAAAUAUCACACUCUCAGAUAUUCCCGAGGAGAUGAAUACUGCAGAUGAGGAACUUUAUUUUCUGGAAGCAGAUAACUCACCACCUGGCUCUCAGAGAACUCAAAGAGUUGACUCAUUAUCAGUGAGAACUAGGGCUGUGGGUCGGUAUUUAAUGAGUCUGUCUCCUAUAAAAUCAAUCUCCGAUGACUCGAUCCAAGAUCUUUGUUUGAACAACAUCCUAGAAGGGAAAAGAAGAAAGCUAUGUGCACGGAUGUUCUAUGAGACGCUGGUUUUGAAGAGUUAUGAUCUGAUUGAUGUACAACAAGAUGUACCUUAUGGUGACAUCACUUUGAAGUUGACUCCAAAGCUUUCUAAGGCUCAAAUAUAACUCAAAGUUAUAUAUUUGGCUACGCUGGAUUUUACUGUAGCUCAUUGUUUCCAGGAGUUGGAACUUGGAAGGUGCAUUUUGUUAAUCAGUGCACUAGUUUUUGCAAAUUUCUACCUUUGUAUAGAUGCAUGGUUUGUCAUGUUUUACUUGUAAUAUAAUAAUAUGUAUAGCCUAAAUUAUCUUCAGG